AUAGCCGGCGAACGCGUUUGACUCUGAAGGCUCAGCCCAACCAGCCAACCAGUGGUAGUGAGGCGAGCGGUGGAGAGAGUAGAGUGAGACUGAGUUUGAUAGGCACUCGCUAGUCCCGCCUUAACGCCACGAAGAGGAAAAUAAAUUUCCUGCUGCGAAGCUAGGUACCGGGGUGACGAGCCCGUCUGCGCAGAUGGCACCGUGUAAGCUCCGUCGUAGGCCGCAUCGACUGACCCCAUGUGUACAAUAGCGAGGUGCACGCUGCCUGUCAAACCAGCCAGUUUCCUACACGAACAUUAGCAUUUCGGCCGGAAAAUUACCUUCGUUUUUUUCUAUCGGACAGUCGUCGAGUGUGGGUGCUAAUUCGAUUGUUAUGCCAAUAUGAAGAUGGUGCAAUGUGCCGGAUGUGAUCGUCCCAUCCUAGACCGAUUUUUACUCAAUGUGUUAGACCGUUCUUGGCACGCUAAGUGUGUCCAGUGCUGUGACUGCAAAUGUAAUUUGACAGAGAAGUGCUUUUCGAGAGAUGGGAAAAUUUACUGCAGAAACGAUUUCUUCAAGCGUUACGGUACGAAAUGUGCUGGAUGCUGUCAGGGUAUAUCUCCGACGGACUUGGUGAGGAGAGCGAGAAAUAAAGUUUUCCACCUCAAAUGCUUCACCUGUAUGGUGUGUCGGAAACAGUUAUCUACGGGGGAAGAACUCUACGUCCUGGACGAGAACAGGUUCAUCUGUAAAGAAGACUAUCUCAACAGUCGUUAUAACCAAGUUUUGACAGCUAACUCUCCGUUAGAUACAAAGGAACUGGACGAUCAGGUGGACAGUCAAUUAGAAUUGGACUGUCACGAUACAGAAAGAGAAUCGAGCGUAGAACGAGAUUCUGACCUGAGCGGAGCCCUCUCUUCCAUGGUGGCCGCCUCGCCUAUCAACAGCAGCACCACUUCCAACGGAAGCACCGGAUCCGGCGGCGGAACCCCCACCACCAACAGCAGCAAAUCCGACAAGUCGAUUCAACAGAAUGACGAAAACCAGCCUGGAACCAAGAGGAGGGGUCCAAGGACCACCAUCAAAGCCAAACAGUUGGAGACGCUAAAGGCUGCUUUCGCGGCCACUCCUAAACCCACUCGUCACAUUCGCGAACAAUUGGCUCAGGAAACAGGCCUUAACAUGAGAGUCAUUCAGGUGUGGUUUCAGAACCGCCGUUCCAAGGAGAGGCGGAUGAAACAACUCAGCUCUCUGGGAGCCAGAAGGCAUUUCUUCCGUAGUCCGAGAAGAGCCAUGAGGCCAUUACGGCCCGGAAUGUCCCCAGACGGACUGGACGACAGCCCGGAAAUGGUGGCAUCCACCAACUCCGGUUUCGCUUACUUUUCAGGAUUUUACGACUUCUUUCCGGGACAACAUCCUUCUGACGGCCUACCCUUUCCUCCCAACAUCAAUGCUGGAUCAGCGCCAAAUUCCCAUUCCUCCGCUCCCACCAUCGACCAGCAGCUGUCGACCGUCGGCACAGGUCUAUCCAGCGAAACAUCGUAUUUGGGAGGUGGACACGAAAUGAUGACGCAGAGAGCGAGCCCCGAAGGUGUUCUUGGUCUUUCGGGUACGGAGCAGUACACAAAUCAGCGGUCGUCUAGCGAGAAUAGCUAUCCGACACUUUCUCACGCUCCUCCUCCCAUCAGCGAGACGUCCGUUUGGUGACAAAAUCCCGACACCUCUAACUGUGAUACGAAGGUUGCCAGGAGCCGUUCAUCGUCCGCAUCGGGUCAAUUCUGUACAGACGGCCGAACAGACGUUCUUCAUCGCAUCUAAGUUAUUCGUCAUCAGAAAAAAAAGUACAUAUCAAAAAUUUGAAUGUAGUAUUAAAGAUCAUGUAUAGUAGGAAUUUUUAUGUAUACUUCUGGGAAUAAAGGGACCGAGCUUUCUCUCUUGAGCUACAUCCACCAACGAUAGAAAAAUGUGCACGUUCUUUCAUUCCGCAGCUUGUAAAAUAAAUUUUUCGUUUUUUUU
Messenger RNA from Centruroides sculpturatus (bark scorpion), 1995 nucleotides. Its product is annotated as LIM/homeobox protein Lhx1-like. The transcript is spliced from 6 exons. Gene Ontology annotation, biological process: neuron differentiation; regulation of transcription by RNA polymerase II. Gene Ontology annotation, cellular component: nucleus. Gene Ontology annotation, molecular function: RNA polymerase II transcription regulatory region sequence-specific DNA binding; DNA-binding transcription factor activity, RNA polymerase II-specific. The record is from RefSeq and is a predicted model, not a curated record. Lineage: Eukaryota; Metazoa; Arthropoda; Arachnida; Scorpiones; Buthidae. The coding region runs from base 382 to 1686 and encodes 434 amino acids.